Molecule: messenger RNA, 567 nt
Organism: Fibroporia radiculosa
Lineage: Eukaryota; Fungi; Basidiomycota; Agaricomycetes; Polyporales; Fibroporiaceae
Exons: 2
Coding region: 1-567 (188 amino acids)
Source: RefSeq, a predicted model, not a curated record
AUGGAUCCAAGCUCCUCGGAAGCAAGCAGUUCGGCACCCAGAGCCAGGGGAAGGGGCAAGUCGCGUGGCGGACUGGGCAAAUACCUUCGUGCGAGAGGUCGUGGCCGUGGCCGUGGUCGGCCUGCGGAGUGGGGCCAACGACUUACACUUGAAGGCGAGGGGCAUGCUGAGCUUGAUGAAGAAGAACAGCGGGAGCUGGAGGAGAAGUAUUCAAGGAGAGAAUUAGGAUCCAAUGCAGAUCGGUACGCCGAGCCCGAAGCCGAGCUUGACUCUGAAGGCGAGGGGGAAGAAGUGGUGGAACCCGAGGUGGACCUUUCCUCCUUCCUUGAGCGUCAGCGGCUCUCAGAAAAACCCUCAUCCGUGUCGCCACCAUCAGAUGAGGACGAAGAUGUUGAUGCGAGCCUUGCACAUCUAACACCGCAUUCCAAACACGUCCCACAAUCAAAGAAGGGGAAAGUACAACAAGUUGCUUGGGAUUCCUCUUUAGAAGAGAUGCGCCGCGAGAAAGCUGCAGCCGAGGCGAAAUGGGGUGAGGUCGACGCAUUCCCUCUAAGCCGUCCUACAUGA